Messenger RNA from Labrus mixtus (cuckoo wrasse), 3385 nucleotides. RefSeq names its product phosphoinositide 3-kinase regulatory subunit 5-like. The record is from RefSeq and is a predicted model, not a curated record. Lineage: Eukaryota; Metazoa; Chordata; Actinopteri; Labriformes; Labridae. The coding region runs from base 481 to 3087 and encodes 868 amino acids. Gene Ontology annotation, biological process: G protein-coupled receptor signaling pathway; positive regulation of MAP kinase activity. Gene Ontology annotation, cellular component: phosphatidylinositol 3-kinase complex, class IB. The transcript is spliced from 19 exons. Gene Ontology annotation, molecular function: 1-phosphatidylinositol-3-kinase regulator activity.
AGACUCCUCCUCCUCCUCCAGCAUUAGCAGAUUGUUUUGUGUAACCCGCCUCAUCACAGAGACUCAUUUAGUUCCUGUUUCUUCUUUUUUUGUUGCAGCUCGUGUUUCCUGACGCUGCAGUCUGAGGAUCUGUUGUUUUUUAAAAAGCAGCAGCACAGGAGGACGAGCUCUCACUACUGUUUCCCUCAGACCUGGGAUGAUCUCAGACACUCGUUCCUGCAGAUAAAGUCUGUGACUCACAGCGUCGGUAGGAAGUCUCAGGCUGUAAUCUACGGUGGACGAGUCUUCAGCCUUUUACCGCCCAACUGUUUCUCAAAGGGAACAAUAAUACUCAUAACGAGUCGGCAGGAGCAAUAACAGGAAGUUCAGAGACUUAAUAUAUCGCCCUCACCGGAACACAAUAACAGGGAGUGGGGUCUCGGGUGUUAUUCUGGGACUUCCUGUCGGUUUAUCUGCUGAAUUCUCUCUCUGGAUGUUGGGAUGAUUCUGCACAGGAGGACGCAGGAGAUGGAGCAGAGCGGCUGCACCGAGGAUCGGAUCGAGCACGUCCUGGAGCGAUGCCUCUCCGGCCUGGGCCUCGACGCUCCCGACAAACAGCUCUGGAACGCCGGCCUGUGCAUCAACAACUGGUGUUUGGAGGAACUUGUGAAGCGAGAGCCCCGCAACUUCCUCAUCCUCCUUCAGAAGAUUCUGCAGAAAGCCAGAGAGGUGAUCCAGCAGGUUCAGUAUGAAGUGGUUGUUCCUCUCACUCUCCUCUUCUCCUCCAGCCUCCUCAAAGCUCCGUACGUCUCUGCAGACUCUGGCAUCCUGCAGGACGCCUACCUGGUGUUCCACAGCUUCCUGUCGUGGCCUGAGCCGUGCUGCUCGGCGAGUAGACGCCUGUUAAACGUCAUCCAGCAGGAGCUCAGAGCGCCAGGUGUUUCAUUUCAAAGACUGAUCAGGAGUGAGCAGGGGGUUUCUCCAGGGACUCACUGCUCCAAAACCAUGACCGUGCUGUUAGUGAGCCCGGACGACAACGCCCCUAAAGAGGUUCAGUCUGUCUCCGAGCAGCUGAGCAGGUCCAAAACCUCCAGCAGAGACGUCUGCGUCCUCCUCAUCCUGCAGGGCCUUCAGGCUGCUCUGGGCCCCAAACUGGACCUGCAGACCCUCCACUCCGUCCUGCAGACGAAGCAGCCGGAGGAGCUGCAGCAGCUGAUGGAGGCGGUGACCGACAGCGUGGAGAGAGCGGCCGCCACGCCCGACCUCAGCACAGCGAGACAAAGUCUACGACUCAGCAUGGAGAGGGUCGCAGAGAGUCUGUCUGCUCCUGCUGGAGGCCGCACACACACCGGGUCGAUCGAGACGUUCACGCUGCCCUUCCCCAAAUGUCACGCCUGCUGCUGGGAGAACGACAACUUUGAUAUUCUGAAUCACAUCCUCGCCGCAGAGUCCGACCUCAAUUCACCUUCAGCCUGCUUCCUCAAAACAGACGAGGAGGACGAGGACAUUAACGACGUCAGCGUGGACGAGGAAGACGAGCUGGACGCCGACAGGAUCGAGCAGGAGUUUCUCGACAACCGCGUCUCCUACGCGUCCUCGUCCUCCAGAGACUCCGGUAACUACCUGUCCUCCAGCUGGUCGGUCUUUUCCACGCCGUCCGGCUCGUCGGGCGUGGAAAGCGACUUCAGCGAGGACACGACGCAAGACGACGCCGAGGAGGGACGAGAGGACCAACCCAAGCUGAGAAAGAAACCCAAGAAGAAGUCCAGAUCUCUGUUGGGCGUCGAGCGUUUCUCCUCGCUCUUCAGGACGCCGCGCAGCCCGAGCAUCUGCCGCCGUGCUCAGAGUCUCGGUUACCGUGGCGAUAUCACAAAAGACGUUCAAAGAAGCGGAUCGAAGCUCAAACACUCAAGCUCUUUGUCCAGAAAAGUCCAUCCUCUGCAGACGCCCGUGGCGCCCUCUGACGACCUCUCUCCUCAGAAGCACAUGUGCGUGCGCAGGAGGCCGAUCCUGAGCUGCGACGAGGGCGACGUGCUCGUCAAGGUGGUCGUGUUCGGAGGCGACAGAGAGGCCGGCAGGCUGGCGAGGGCGUACAGCGACCUGCAGCAGCGAGAGAGUAAAUGUCCCCGACUCACUAAGACGUGCAGACUGCAGUUUUACUUUGUUCCCACCAGGAGGAAAACAUCAGGAAGUCACACGGCGUCAAACAAAACUGCUGCUGUGGAGUGUAACGGCAGCAUGCAGGAGGACAGUACAACCGACAUCGCUCAGCUGUUGGGCAGAAUUGACCCGUGGUACGAGAGGAACGUCCUCAACCUGCUCAGUCUGUCCUCUGACGUCCUCAGUCAAUAUCCGACCCAGACGUCGAGUAAAGAAGGAGACGAGUCAGUGAACGGAUGCAGCUCGGAGAGACUCCCCCUGCUGGCAGACCUGCUGAUUUACUACUGCAGACAUGCGGAGCAGCAGGUUCUGGUGCAGCUCUACCAGGCUGAGCUGACUCUGGCUGGAGGAGAGAGGAGGAGGGAGGUGUUCAUUCACUCUCUGGAGCUCGGACACUCUGCAGGGACCAGAGCGGUGAAGGCCAUGGGAUCUGCCAGCAAGAGGUUUGGAAUAGAUAAAGAACGGGAGGCCGUGCCGUUAUCACUGAGCGUCUCUUACAACAAGGUGGCUAUUAGUGGGCGGAGUCAGUGGAUCGAGACAGAGAUGGUUUGCACGUCAAUUAAUCUUCACAAAUCCUGCAUGAAACCUGAGCAGUCCGAUUCAAGGUCGGACAGUUUACAGCUGACGAUGACAGAAGUCCUGAAGAGGCAGUGCUCCAAGUCCAAGAAAGGCUUCAAUCAGCACAUCUCCGUCUCUGAGGUGAAGGUGGAUAAGGUUCAGGUGAUCAGCGGAGACGACGGGACGACCUUCGCUGUGUGUCUGGAUCAGGACGAGAAGAAGUUCAUCCAGAGUGUCACCAGGUGUGAAGUGUCUCUGUGCUGUAAACCGGGACGAGGGUCAGACUGGAGGUCUUUCAAACCAACACCGGGACAAGUCCAGCCUCUGCACCCGUCGUACUGCUCCCUGCUCUGCCUCCCGGUCACCUCCUUCUCCUCCACGCACACCUGACCAACGUUUCACCGUCACAAAGAAACCACUCAGCUCCAGCUCUCAGCCUGUCGUUAGACUGAGACAGCAUGUCCAGCAUGGAGAACGCCAUCGAUGGGACUCCAGCGCCCCCUGCAGGAACAGACGGGGGACGACACUCAGGCUUCAUAUUUACAGUCUGUGUCCGUCAUGGAUGUUAUUUGUCACUAAUGUGGAUUAUCUGCCGUCAGCAGGAUAAAACUGAUGACUUGAUUACGACUCUGUACGAAAUGUUUACAAAUGUAAGUUAUUUAUUUUGGAGAAAUAAAACUAUUCUCAA